This is a messenger RNA of Dipodomys ordii (Ord's kangaroo rat), 3591 nucleotides long. It is a transcript of the gene Tiparp, whose product is annotated as TCDD-inducible poly(ADP-ribose) polymerase. The record is from RefSeq and is a predicted model, not a curated record. The transcript has 5 exons. Gene Ontology annotation, molecular function: NAD+ poly-ADP-ribosyltransferase activity; metal ion binding. Bases 45 to 2033 code for a protein of 662 amino acids. Lineage: Eukaryota; Metazoa; Chordata; Mammalia; Rodentia; Heteromyidae.
UAGGAUUUUCAGACUCUGAGGAGCUAUUGGAACUAAUCUACAUCAUGGAAAUGGAAACCACUGAACCUGAGCCAGCCUGUGUAGUCCAGCCUCCCUCUCCUCCUGAUGACUUUCCAUGUGAGAUGAAGCUCUCUGGGAAGAUCACUCCUCUGAAGACUUGUUUUAAGAAAAAGCAGGACCAGAAGAGAUUGGGAACUGGAACCCUGAGGUCUUUGAGGCCUAUAUUAAACACUUUGCUAGAAUCUGGCUCACUUGAUGAGGUUUUUAGAGCUAGAGACCAGAGUACAGAUGAAAGCAGCUUACAUGAACCUAUGGUGAAAAAACCUCUGGAAAUCCCUCCUUCAUGCCCACCGGCAGAAAACAGUGUGUCUGUCCUGAUUCCUGAUGAGGCAAAUAGCGAGAGCCAAUUAUCAGAAGCCCAUCCUUCCACUGAAACUCCAGAACAAGUGGUUCCAAUCCAGGAUCCUAGCUUCCCAUCUGAAACCAUAAGUGGAGCAGUGGCAGAGGCGGAUUCUACAGCUGGGCCCUUCCAGGCUGAGGUUUUGCAUUCAGUUUCAGGGGAUGUUCCAGCUCCUACUAGUCCUGACUGCGUUGAAAAAGCUGGAGAUUGUGUUCCAGGAGUUUUUGAAGAAAACACUUUUACAAUUCAGUACAUUUUGAACACCAGUAAUAAGUUGAACACUGAGCUUUUCCGGGACAAAAGUGAGGAGGCUUCUCUUGACCUGGUGUUUGAGCUGGUAAACCAGCUGCAGUACCACACUCACCAAGAGAACGAAAUAGAAAUUUGCAUGGACUUCCUGCAAGGCACUUGUAUUUAUGGCAGGGAUUGCUUGAAGCAUCACACGAUACUCCCAUAUCAUUGGCAGAUCAAGAAGACAACUACUCAGAAGUGGCAGAGUGUAUCCAAUGAUUCCCAAGAGCACUUGGAAAGAUUUUACUGUAACCCAGAAAACGAUAGAAUGAGAAUGAUGUAUAGAGGACAAGAGUUUUGGGCGGAUUUUAAUGCCAUGACUGUGUAUGAAACAACUGAAUUUGACCAACUACGGAGGCUGUCCACACCAUCUUCCAGUAAUUUCAACUCUAUUUACCACACAUUUUGGAAGUACUUCUGUAGAGACCACUUUGGGUGGAGAGAAUAUCCUGAGUCGGUUGUUCGAUUGAUUGAAGAAGCCAAUUCUCGGGGUCUGAAAGAGGUCCGGUUCAUGAUGUGGAACAAUCACUACAUCCUCCAUAACUCAUUCUUCAGGAGAGAAAUAAAAAAGAGACCACAUUUCCGCUCGUGUUUUAUACUGCUUCCAUACUUAAAGACACUUGGUGGGGUUCCCGGUCAGGCCCCCUCGCCUCUAGAAGCAACUGCAUCAUCACAGAUCACCUGUCCAGAUGGGGUCACCUCAGCAAACUUUUACCCAGAGACUUGGGUUUACAUGCAUCCCUCUCAGGACUUCAUUCAAGUGCCUGUUUCUGCAGAAGACAAAAGUUACCGAAUCAUCUACAAUCUUUUCCAUAAAACUGUACCUGAAUUUAAAUACAGAAUUUUGCAAAUAUUGAGGGUCCAAAACCAGUUUCUCUGGGAGAAAUAUAAAAGGAAAAAGGAAUAUAUGAACAGGAAAAUGUUGGGCCGAGACAGAAUAAUAAACGAGAGACAUUUGUUUCACGGAACAUCCCAGGAUGUGGUAGACGGCAUCUGCAAGCACAACUUUGACCCCCGGGUGUGCGGAAAGCACGCAACAAUGUUUGGACAAGGCAGUUACUUUGCAAAGAAGGCAAGCUACUCCCAUAACUUCUCUAAGAAGUCCUCCAAAGGAGUCCAUUUCAUGUUUUUGGCUAAAGUGCUGACUGGCAGAUACACCAUGGGCAGCCAUGGCAUGAGGAGACCCCCUCCGGUCAAUCCUGGCAGUGUCACUAGUGACCUGUACGACUCCUGUGUGGAUAAUUUUUUUGAGCCUCAGAUUUUUGUCAUUUUUAAUGAUGAUCAGAGUUACCCUUAUUUUGUUAUCCAAUAUGAAGAAGUCGGUAACACUGUCUCCAUUUGAAGAAAACAGUCUUGGCACCAAGUUGUGUGAUGUGACCUCGGUCCCACCCAGCGCUGGUGGCAGGUGUGGGUGGCAGAAGGGCUGGUGGGAAACCACUGGACACAACAGGGCACUUGUCAGACCCAUUCUCUACGUGUUAGAAAGUGUUUUUUAAGAAAAGUUUUAAAGUGACCACUUACUCUUUAUAAUUACUAAUUGUUAGUGUACUGGGUGUGGAAAAGAACUCAAGAUUGCACACUUUCUUUCACACUGUACAUAUGGGCAGCAGCGAUAUUAGAAGCAUUUAGGAAAAAAACUGAACAGCCUAGCCAAGUAGUGAAAUGCUGCUGGGGUCUGUAGAAGUUUGCCAUGCGGAGUAGAGGCUGUGAGUGUUGUGUUUACUUACACUGAAGGGAACUGGCGGGAACUGACACGGCCCUGGCUUAUUUCCUAGCCAAAGCAUCCUUACGUUGGCGUACUGUAAGUUCAUGACAUUCUAGUUGGUGGAAAGGAAUUUUUAUUUCUGUCAGCAGGUCUGAAGUACAUCACCAGUCAGAGAUUAUUAGUGAUCUGCAGGGUUUUCCUGAGAAUUCAGAAUUCCGUUUAGAGGAAGUGCUAAAAAAAAAAAACUGAAAAUUUUUUAUGUUGCCAGCAAAGUUUUCACUAACAAGUUACAUGAAACGGGAUUCUUGUGUUAAACUGCAGCUUUGGAAAGCUCAUUAUCUUCCACCAUAAUCUGAAGAAGUUGGGCAGCUACUGCACUUAAAGCCAGACUUGAGAAUUUAGAAGUAUUAUUUUCUUUUGGGGUUCCAGACCUAGCCCACGUGCUGAUAGUUUUGGAGAAAGGAAGACAUUUACAGCCAAAUUAAAAAGGUUUAGUACUGUAUUUUGUACAAAGUAGAGUCUCAGAAGUAUUUGUUGAAUUGCAGUGACUGUUAAGGUGGUAACCCCACCUCGGCCUGCUUUGCCAGAGGCCGCUGAGUUCCCUGGCUGAUCCCGCUCUUUACACUACUUUCUUAAUAGAAACACAAACUUGGAAGUUGUGCCAUCAGCCCAGCCGGAACCUGGUCAGGCAAAUGCGCUGCUGCCGCUGUUGAGAGGUAGUAGCUAGGCACGCUUCGUUCUAUACUUUACCCCAAGCAGAGCCAACACUGGGUUUACAGAGUGUGAAAAGUUCACAAAAGCACAGCACAGAAUUCCUGCAGAUACCACCCGUUCCUGUGUUGUUUCAUUUACCCAGAACUUUUGGGGAACUUCUGUGUUGUUUGAAGCAAGAAGACAGUGACUAGUCUGUUUAAGGCACUUACCAGGGCUUCCACACCGAUAUUUAUUCUGCCCUAGUUCAUCCUGUUCGCUGCUUUCGGCGUGAAAGGGGGCAACUGUGGUCAUUGUUUUUCAUUCAACUCCCAACUCUUAAACCAGUGAUUUUCAGUCCUUUUCAAGUUAAAAUACCUUACCAUUGUUUAUUUGAUUUUAUGAAAAUUGUUCCUUUUAUUCUCCCUAAAAGAAACGAAAGCUUUAUGACAUAUUUAUUUUUUUAAUAAAACUAAGCAAAAAUAAAAGUUACGGCAGUUCUUUA